This is a messenger RNA of Erigeron canadensis, 726 nucleotides long. RefSeq lists its product as uncharacterized. The record is from RefSeq and is a predicted model, not a curated record. NCBI's taxonomy places the organism in Eukaryota, Viridiplantae, Streptophyta, Magnoliopsida, Asterales, Asteraceae. Bases 1 to 726 code for a protein of 241 amino acids. The transcript has a single exon.
AUGGGCCUACACCAGGGUUCGGCGCUUAGCCCAUUCCUUUUUACCUUGAUCUUAGACGAGUUGUCCAGUGGCCUUCAGAAGGAACUACCGUGGUGCAUGAUUUUUACCGAUGACAUUGCUCGAAUUGCGAGAUCGAUGAAUGAGCUAAACCGUAGGUUAGAGAAAUGGAGAGCAGCCCUUGAAGACAAUGGUUUGUGUGUGAGCCGAGAGAAGACUAAAUACCUACGAUGUGACUUCGAUAAACAGGAGAUAAGACAAAAUUGGGAUGAGGAUAUUCGCAUUGGAGAGCGGAUACACAAAUUAGGGGGGAUAGACGAAUACAUGAUACAUCGAAUCCAAGCUGGAUGGAUGCGGUGGAGAGCAGCUUCUGGAGUCAUGUGCGACAAGAGGAUCCCGCUAAAACUUAAAGGCAAGUUCUACAGAGUGGCUAUUAGACCGGUUAUGUUAUACGGGUCAGAAUGUUGGCCCAUGAUGAAACUCCAAGCGUCUCGAGUAGAGGUGACAGAGAUGAGGAUGCUAAGGUGGUCUUGCGGGAAGACUCUAUUAGAUAGAAUCCCCACGGGAGUUUUUAGAGACGAACUUGAAGUAGGGACCGUCAUUAACAAGCAAAGAGAAGGGCGCUUGAGAUGGUUUGGCCAUGUUAGGAGAAGGGAUCGAACAGCACCACUAAGAGAGCGGAGUCUAUUCACGCUGAAGGCAUACGAAGAAGGGGAAGGCCUAAGAUGA